Messenger RNA from Acinonyx jubatus (cheetah), 2249 nucleotides. It is a transcript of the gene GSDME, whose product is annotated as gasdermin E. The record is from RefSeq and is a predicted model, not a curated record. The transcript is spliced from 11 exons. Gene Ontology annotation, cellular component: cytoplasm. Bases 378 to 1865 code for a protein of 495 amino acids. NCBI's taxonomy places the organism in Eukaryota, Metazoa, Chordata, Mammalia, Carnivora, Felidae. Gene Ontology annotation, biological process: programmed cell death.
AGAAGCUGCGGAGCAAAGGUCCCAGCGGCCCGCCCCCUCCCGCCGAGCCCCCGCCCCCAGCCCGCCCCGCUUGGCUAAUUCGCCCGGGCAGGCUCGGGGCGCUGCGUGAGCGGCUGCGGGGAUCGGGCGAAGCCGGCAGCUGGUUUCCUGUUUUGCUUCCGGAAGAUCUUGCUAACGGUCCACUCUUGAUUGCAUUGCUCCCUGUACAACCCCUCUGAUGGCUCCUGCUGCUCUGGCCCCCAGCAAGGGAGGCACGGCUUGCAUGGCCUGGACCAAGGCUUCCUCAUCCCUGUCCUUUGCCCUUCUCUGCUCUAGAACCGUGCACUCCAAUGAGAGAACCAAUCCCAGAGCUUGAAAGGUAAUCUGGGGCUCUCAUCAUGUUUGCCAAAGCAACAAGGAAUUUUCUUAAAGAAGUUGAUUCUGGAGGUGACCUGAUUCCAGUAUCAACCUUGAAUGACUCUGAUAAAUUACAGCUUCUAGGUCUGGUGACCAAAAAAAAGAGACUCUGGUGCUGGCAGAGACCCAAGUACCAGUUUUUAUCUGUCACCCUUGGAGAUGUGCUUACAGGAGACCAGUUUCGGAGUCCAGCGGUUGUGGAGUCGGACUUUGUGAAAUAUGAGGGCAAGUUUCAAAACCAGCUGAGUGGGUCCAUCGAGACAGCACUAGGGAAGGUCAAGCUGAGUAUUGGAGGCAAAGGCCUUGUGGAAAGGCAGUCUUCAUUUGGAACCCUGAGGAAGCAGGAGGUGGAUUUGCAGCAGCUCAUGAGAGAUUCCACUCACAGAGCAAUAAAUCUGGGAAAUCCUGUGCUGCAGCAGGUGCUGGAGAGGAAGAAUGAAGUCCUGUGCGUCCUGACACAGAAGAUAGUGACCACGCAGCAGUGUGUGAUCUGGGAGCACGUUCAGGUGGAGGAGCAGUGCGGCGGCGUGGUGGGGAUCCAAACAAAGGUGGUGCAGGUGUCAGCAAAGGAGGAUGGGAGUGUCAUCAAGGACACCAACGUGGUGCUGGAGAUCCCGGCUCCCACCACCAUAGCCUACGGCGUCAUCGAGUUGUACGUGAAACUGGAUGGCCAGUUUGAAUUCUGCCUCCUACAAGGGAAGCAUGGUGGCUUUGAGAUUCACAGAAGUGACUAUGUCUUCCUGGACCUUCCGUCCUUUGAAGAGUUUCCAUUUUGGGAAAUGCCAGAUUCUGGACCAGGACCAUCUGCCCUGGAUUGGCCGCUGAAUGUUUUAAAACAAGGGACUCUGCUCUUGGAGAGGGAUUUCCAUCUGUUUUUGGAGCUGCCAGAACAGCAACAGACAGCACUUAGUGACAUCCUCCAGGUGGUCCUGUUCGAUGAAGAAUUGCUUGUGGUCCUGGAACAAGUGUGUGAGGACAUAUUAAGUGGCCUGUCACUCCCAAUGGCAAUACUGGGGAAGCUGAAGCCCCCACAGCAGCAGGACCUCAUGGCUUUCCUGUGUCUGGUGGGGUACAGAAUGCAGGGCAAGUGUCCAGGCCCAGAGGAUGCAAUCAGCAACCAGGAGCUCUUUUCUACAGCCUACUUCUUGGUCAGUGCACUAGCAGAAAUGCCAGACAAUGCAGCGGUUCUGCUGGGUGCUUGCUGUAAACUCCAGAUUAUUCCUGCGCUGUGUCACUUGUUUCAUGGUCUCUCGGCUGAUGGAGUUUCUGAUCUUAAAAACCCAAUCUUGGCUCCUCUGAAGGAUCUAGAAAGGUUUGGCGUCGCACAGCGUUUGUUUGCCACAGUCAACGUGAACCUGGAGAGACUGCCGUCAUCCAUAAAAGUUGUCACCGAGGAGGACCCCAACACUGUCCCACGAAUUCUUUAUAUAAGCCUCAGUGGGCUCUGUGCUUUACACAGAGCACAUUAAUAACAUGUGAAUUAGAAGUACAAGACCAUCAAAGUUAGGUAUUUUUCAGAAUUGUUAAGAUACUACUGAGUUUAGCUACCAAGAGGCCCAGUGUCUAAGGUAACUCCAGCACCCACAAGGUUGAGAACUCUAAGCUGGUGUUUAGUUAAAACCCUCUUCUACAGCGAGAUAGGUACAUCUAUCACUUUCUUUCAUAAACAAAGACAGCUGAGUCUAUAGAACAUGUGCUGAUUGAGGAAAUGAAGUGUAAAUACCACUACAGUAUACAUAUUCCUCUGCUGAAUAAAAUUAAAAUGAUCUCAUAGCAGGACACCCUUCCUUAGGGGUCUAGCUAUAUACAUUUCAUUUCUGUCAUGCUUUGACUAACAUACCAAUUCUAGGUCU